Molecule: messenger RNA, 1737 nt
Organism: Paramecium octaurelia
Lineage: Eukaryota; Ciliophora; Oligohymenophorea; Peniculida; Parameciidae
Source: the annotation of a GenBank genome assembly
AUGAGCGAUGAUGAAAUAGAAAUUAUUCGAUCAGAGGAAGAAUUUCAAAGACAAAAUAAAUUAAUAGGAAGUUUGCAAAUUGAAAACAAAGUAACAAUAAUUCAGUAAUAUUAAAUAGAGACUUAAUUUAGUUGAGAAGUAACUCUAAAAGGAAAUAGAACAACUUAAUCUCAAGUUUAAGAAUCUUGAAUCCGAUAAGGUGAUUAAAUAAGUGGAGCUCAAAAAUUGGAGUAAUUCUUUAUACUAGUCUUAGAAGCUCAAUUAGAAACUAAUUUUAAACGUUCAGAAAUGUUAAAUAUGUAAUACGAGAUUACAUUAAAAGAUGUCCAAAAGAAAGCAGAUAAACAAAGAGCUUAUAUCCUCUAGCUUGAACAAUAGUUGUAGGAAUAAAAAAAUACAAAGGAGAAAGAAAAGUUAAUUUAGGAACUUAAAUAAUAAACUCAUUUAUUGUCACAAUAGAUUCUAGAAAAAGAGGAAAUGCAUAAGGAAAAUCAGGAAUAGAUGAAAAUCUAAUUAGAAGAGGCAAAAAAACGAAUUGGAUAAGAACAAUCCAUUUCAAUAUAAAUAAAAGAAUAGCUGAUAUAAUUGGAGAAUGAAAAUAAAUAAUAAAAUGAGAAAAUUCUGGUAUUAUUAUAAUUAUAUAAAGAAUCUAAUUAAUGAGAAUGGAAUAUAAAGGAAGGAAAAAGAAAAUCUUUAAUAAUAAUUAGAAUAAAUGUAAUUAGAAAUACAAAAUUUAUCAAUAUAAAUAGGUUUAACUGAAUCCGAAUAUUAAGAAACAUAAAAUAAAACAAAAAAAUUUAUAGAGGAACUGCAUCAAUAACAAUAAUAUAAACUGAUUGGGUAAUAGCAAAAACUAGAAGAAAUUAACAACGAAAUGAAUAUCAAGAGACAGGAAAUGAAUGAUCUAAAAAUGGAAAAUUAAAAAUUAUAAGAUGAAUUAAAAGAAACUCAAGAUUAAAAAUUAUUACUAAUUUAGAAUGGAGAAGAGAAUCAAAAAUUAUAACAACAAGUAAAACAAUAUGAGCAAGCAAACAUUAUUUAAAAAAAUUACACAACUUAACUAGAAUAAAAGGAUAUAAAAUAACUAUAAGAGAUUUAGAAUUUGAAAAAAAAAAUUUUCGAACUCGACAAAAAAUAAAUGACCUAUUGUAAGGAAAAGUAGACCUUUAUAUAAACUUUAGGAGAGUUUUAGACAUAAAUGGAUGAUUCUUAGAUUUGCAAAAAAAAACAAGAUAAUUUAAUUUAAAAUCUGCAAAGAGAAUUAUUCGAAAAAGAAAAAGAGAGAGAGAAUUUGCUUUUAAUAAAUUAAUCACUUUAAGAUCAGAUUAAAGAAAUAAAGAAUAGUAAUGUUUAACUAAAUAACAUCAUUUAAAAUUACGGUUAAAUGAAUAAUGGAAUUUUAGAUUAAAAUCAAAAGUAAAAUUAAUAAGUGAAUUAUAAAAAGGAGGCUGCAUUGUAUAAAAAAUAAAUAGAUGAAAUAUUAAAUUGGAGUAAAACUAAGAUUAAUGAAUUACAAUCAGCUCUAGAUGAAAUCUACAAUUGUAAAUUUUUAUUAAAUAGUUUUUAGAAAACUUAGAAAAAACCUUUCAGAUGUUUAAUUCUUUGAUUAGUACUAAGAUGAAAAAUGUUAUGGAAAAACAAAAAAUAAAGGAAUAGAUUGAUCAUUUUUUAAUAAAUGUGGAAGUAGAAUUACUGAGAAAAUAAAUAAUAUUGAUACAUCACUUUAAUGAGGAUUGA